Culex quinquefasciatus (southern house mosquito) is the source of this 746-nucleotide messenger RNA. RefSeq lists its product as uncharacterized. Bases 29 to 442 code for a protein of 137 amino acids. The transcript has 2 exons. The record is from RefSeq and is a predicted model, not a curated record. NCBI's taxonomy places the organism in Eukaryota, Metazoa, Arthropoda, Insecta, Diptera, Culicidae.
GGAAAGACAGCCCUCGUUGAAAGGUAAAAUGAUUAUUAAAAGUUUGGCAAUGGCAUUGGUUGUUGGAGUACUGAUCAUUUGUACCGUUGAUGGUCAAUUGCUAAAUAAUGGGAGAUCUUCAAGCUUCAAACAUCUCACCGGAGUUCAACCAACUUCAACCCAAUUGCCGCGGACCCCACUAGCUGCGAAAAUGACCGCAAAGGUGGCCAGCAACAUCGGCGCUGAAUCGAUGCAAUAUCGCCAUUACAAACGACCCCACGAAGACGACGCAGAUGAUGAUGAUCAAUAUCGUGAUCGUGAUUAUGACAGCAGCAGCAGCAGUGAUGCCAGGAAGCUACCCACUGGGGUCAGUGGGCCGGUGCAUACUUACAUCAAGACGGACAAAAAUGCCAACUUCAAAUGGGGCGUAAGGCACUUUGCUGGGCGGCGGUACCGGGGAUGAAAGAAGCAGGCGAGGUCAACGGUUGAUGAAGAGCUGACCGUCGAGGUUCGCACAUAUUGUGGAAUCACCGCUGCUGGGUUGUUUAUUGUGGCGAUUAUUAUUAAUGAACAGCUUUUAGCAUUAUAUACAUAACAGCGCCGAAGAGUGUAUAAUAUAGGCAGCUUUUGCUUCCUAGAGUGAAUCAGCCAGUUUUCGAAUAAAGUUGAGGGCUUAAAGUUCAGUGCAUGCCAUUCGGCAGCAUGCCAAUAUUAAGUUAAACUACCCUAAUAAACUGAUUUAAGUCGCACCGCUGCUCAUCCAUAGG